CUUGCUUUGUUGUCUUUGCUUUACUUUGCUCUCAGUGUCCUCACUUUAACUGAUAGCUCACUUUCCAGCAUCACCACUGCAUCUGCACCAGUAGCCUCAAAGUGCACUCUUCUAAACAGCUUCCAGCCAGACUUUGUGGUCCAGGGUGACUAUGUCAUCGGUGGGAUUUUCCCCAUUCAUUUUAAUCUGAAAAUGCCAGACCUUAACGGCACCUACAGACCACCACCAAUAAAUUGCAAUGGCCACAGACUUAAUCCUAAGGCUUUCCGGUGGGCUCAGACUAUGAGACUGGCAGUGGAGGAGAUAAACCAGAAUCCAGUGCUGUUGCAGAAUCGCACUCUGGGCUACAAAAUCUUUGAUUCAUGUGGAUAUCCACUGACAGGACAGAGAGCUGUUUUAUCGAUGCUGAAUGGAGUGAGUGAGGAAAACUCUUCUAUGUGCACAAAUGCCUCAUCACUCCUCGCUGUGAUUGGGGCUGCUGGAUCUUCUCAGUCUAUUGCUGUGUCAAGAAUCCUGCAAACAUUCAGGAUCCCCAUGGUGAAAGCCAUCGCACAGCUGCUGGUGCACUUUAACUGGACUUGGGUGGGGCUACUGCGAGGAGACAAUGAUUAUGGCCGCUUUGCUGCAAAAGGUUUACUGAGAGAAUUACAGGACACCAAAGUAUGUGUAGCGUACCAAGAAAUUAUUCCUCUGCUCUACACUCGCCAGGCGGGACUAAGGAUCAUGAAGAUGCCGCCGUGCUCAGGGCAGGAGUCUCUGCUGGAACAGCACUCAGCCUACAUGAAUACAUCCAGCCCCAGAAUCUCAUAUAAUGUGUAUAAGGCUUUCUGUUACAUUUCUACUGCUGUACAAAUUUAG
Solea senegalensis (Senegalese sole) is the source of this 858-nucleotide messenger RNA. Its product is annotated as vomeronasal type-2 receptor 1-like. Lineage: Eukaryota; Metazoa; Chordata; Actinopteri; Pleuronectiformes; Soleidae. Gene Ontology annotation, molecular function: G protein-coupled receptor activity. The record is from RefSeq and is a predicted model, not a curated record. The transcript is spliced from 5 exons. Gene Ontology annotation, cellular component: membrane. Bases 193 to 858 code for a protein of 221 amino acids. Gene Ontology annotation, biological process: G protein-coupled receptor signaling pathway.